This is a messenger RNA of Pyrus x bretschneideri (Chinese white pear), 1399 nucleotides long. Its product is annotated as putative receptor-like protein kinase At3g47110. Gene Ontology annotation, biological process: protein phosphorylation. The record is from RefSeq and is a predicted model, not a curated record. The transcript has 3 exons. The coding region runs from base 1 to 1080 and encodes 359 amino acids. Gene Ontology annotation, molecular function: protein kinase activity; ATP binding. Lineage: Eukaryota; Viridiplantae; Streptophyta; Magnoliopsida; Rosales; Rosaceae.
AUGGACCUGCAAUCUCAAAAUCUGGUAGGGAAAUUAUCCCCAAACGGAGGAAAUCUGAGUUUUCUAAGGGAGCUGUGGCUGAAAAACAACAUCUUCAGUCAUGAAAUUCCUUCACAAAUUGGGAAUUUGCGUAGAUUGCAGUGUUCCCCAAAGUGCUCAAGGAAGAAAAGGAAAGAAAUUUCAUUGAGCACUUUGGGGAACACUAUUUUGCAAGUGUCAUAUGAUGCUCUACUCAAAGCUACUGACAGGUUCUCAGAGGCUAAUUUAAUUGGUGCUGGUAGUUUUGGGUCUGUGUACAAAGGAGUUCUUGAUGAGGAUGAUAAAGCUCAACUUGUUGUCGUGAAGGUGUUUAACUUGUUACGCCAUGGAGCUUCGAGGAGUUUCAUAGCCGAAUGUGAAGCUUUGAGAAAUAUUAGGCACCGAAAUCUUGUCAAGAUUAUAAUCGUGUGUUCAAGUGUUGAUUUUCAUGGUAAUGAUUUCAAGGCUCUAGUUUAUGAGUUCAUGGACAACGGGAGCUUAAAGGAGUGGCUGCAUGCACCUACUGGAACUGAAGAGUUAAGAGAUCAUGUACCCAAGAAGUUAAGUCUUGCUCAAAGGCUAGAAAUUGCCAUUGGUGUUGCUUGUGCACUGGAUUAUCUUCAUAAUCAUUGUGAAAUGCCAGUAAUUCAUUGUGAUCUCAAGCCAAGCAACGUUCUCUUGGACAACGAACUGACUAGCCAUGUUUCUGACUUUGGAUUAGCAAGGUUUCUCUCACAAGUAACGAGUAAUGUUUCAGCAAUUCAGAAUCAGACAAGUUCCGUUGGAAUAAGAGGAACGGUUGGUUAUGCAACUCCAGAGUAUGGCAUGGGGAGUGAGGUGUCAAGGAAUGGUGAUGUCUACAACUUUGGCAUUCUCUUGUUGGAGAUGUUUACAGGGAACAGACCCACUGACAACAUGUUUGGUGAUAGCUUCAACCUUCAUAAUUUUGUAAAGAUGGCUCUCCCUGGGCGAGUUACUGAAAUUGCAGAUGCACCACUUCUUCAAGGAGGCACGAACGAGAAUCCCAAUCAAUGCAGUGCAAGAAUUCAUAAAUUAAGUUGAGGUGUGCUUGAGUUCAAUAUUUAGAAUUGGAAUCGCUUGUUCUGCUGAAUCCGCAACAGAUCGACUAAAGAAUAUCAAUGAUACUGCAUCUGAACUUCAUUCCAUUAGGAAUAGUUUUCUUGGAUAGAAACUCUUUUUUAUGUGCUUUUGUGAUAGAGAAAUUUCGUGUACUGCCUAUAAAGUCUAGCUUUUAUGUUACCACAUUAGAUGUGGAAGUUUGCAAUGUAAAUAAUCACCAAUGAGGUUCAUUGUAUGAAAAGUGUAUUACUACUUCUUGUACUUGGUAUUUUUGUGUAAUAUUCACAUCGAUUAAAGUCUA